UUUUCUUCUUCUCUGUGAAUUUAGGGUUUGUAGAUUCAGUAUCUUCGGUGUUGUAUUUUGAAUUUAGGGUUUUCUAUUGGUUUUUCUUUCUUCUGCUUCAUAACUCCGUGCAGAGUUCAUAAACCCGUGAGAGUUUUUGUCGAUUGAUGCUGGAUGUUGUUCUGGGGUUUUGAGGAUUCACACCACCAAUUGGUUUUCUGUAAGUGAUUUCGUUGCUCUGUAUAAGGAUUCGGUAUAGCAUAUUUGUGCAAAGGUUUUGUAUUUCGAUUUAGGGGUUUUGAGAUUUGGUUUCUUGUGUGAGUAAUUGAUGUUCCAGUAUUAUGGAUGUUUGAAUUUGAAGUUCAGGGUUAACAAUUUUAGUAAUUGUUUUGAUUUUGUGCUUUGUGAUUGAUUCAUCAUAUUUAGAGGGUGUAGAAACUCCAAUUGAUCUCGUCUUUGAGAGUGGUUGUUUUUCAGGUUGUUUCUUUGAGCAAUCAGUGUUUUGGGGUUCCCUGUACAAAAUUGAAGGCUUUGUUGUUGUAGCAGGGUUAUUGUUUGUUGUAUUUGGAUUCUGCAAUGGGGUUAUUGUUUGGUGUUGAUGAAUCCGGGGUUAAUUGUUUCUGUGUGUGUGACUAGUAGCAGCAGGAGGUAUUUUUAAGAGUUGCGUGUGUGUAGAAGCAGUAAUAGGGGGUUUUUGUUCAUCAUAGAGGAGUAUAAUGCUCUGAGUUUGAAGUUUGUUUGAAGUCUCCUGGCUGUUUAAUUAGUGUUUCAAUGAAUGGUCUUUUAAGGUUUCAAUUGGGAUUUUUACCUAAUUUGAACUCUUAACUUCCCAUUCCUUGAGUCCUAAUUGUCUUCUGGUUCUCUCUUUGGGUUGGAUUUUCGAAUUAAUUUGAUAUUCUCGCAAUCUUGUUGAGUUUCAGAGGUAGUGUUUGCCGUUUCUGUUGUUUAUUUUCUCUGUAUUAUUAUGCCAAGAGUUACUAGGUCUAGGUAUAGUCAGACACAAUGCUUACGUUCCAUCCCUCAAGGUUGUGUUAAUCAAACUGCAGAUGAGUCUCAUCUGUGCAGCAUUGAUGCAUCUGUAGAUUCACUUUCGGGAUCGUCUUCAUCGUCUCAGUUGGCAUCCACAUCAUCAUAUCCUCCCUCACCCCCAUCUCAACUCCCAUCAGCAUCAACCUUGCAGGGUGGUAAGGUUCCUUGCCUAUUCAAGGGGUAUGAUGGAUGUGGAGGUGGAGUAUGUGGAAGGGGUUAUGCUAAGAGUGUCGUCUAUCGCCAUAUAUCAGAUCAGCAUUUCCCCACAGAGAAGGAUAAAGAAACCUGCAGAGCAUGUAUACAGACUAAUCCUGAUUGAUUUGCUGCUUGGGAAAAGGUCUUACUUGACAUGCAGAUGUGGCUGUGCUUUAAAUGUCUUCACAUCCAUGCAUGGAAAAAGGCGUGUACUUCAAAAUUACAUAAGGCUGAUGUUAUUGCAGGUCCUUUUAACGGACAUGGUGAUGAGUUCCUGAUUCACGGUGUAUUGAAGCCACAGGCUGGUGGUGUGUCUGAUAAUGCAGUGGAAUCUGGUAGUUCUUAUGACAGUUCUGGUUUGAAUGAUGCAGUAGUUGGCUUGUCUUUGGACAUGCUUCAUACUGUUUUUCAGAGAAGAAUUACCAUCAUUUGAGGAGAGGUCUGGCACACGUAAGAAACUGCAAAUUGCUGCAAUCAAUCAGUCCUUGAAUGUAUGGAGAGAGCCAAAUGGAUGUGCAACCUUGGUUCACAACUUGCAGGGUCAGUCCAAGCCAUCUGCAGCCAUCCGCAAAACAUCCAAGAAGACGAAAAAGUUGUUGUACUCUCAGCUAUUAAGAGCUUCCCCAGAGGCACCUCAUGUGGGAGGGAUGGCCUUAGGGCGCAGCAUCUUCUAGAUGCAUUCAGUGGUACCGCGAUUGCAAUCUCAGAUGAGCUACUGCAUUCAAUCGUAGGUGUAGUCUACUUGUGGUAAAGUGGAGGAGGUGUGCGUCCAAUUGCAGUUGGAACUAUUUGGAGACGACUAUUUUCUAAAAUUUCCGCAACAUCAGCCUAUAAGCAGUUAGCUUCGUAUCUUGGGGACUUCCAGUUCGGUGUAAGAACUCCUUGCGGUGGCGAAGGCAUUCUGCACGUUGCCAACAGACUACUGGAGUUAAAAGGACAUUGUGCAACUCAGACUAUGUUGUUAAUUGACUUCAUAAAUGCUUUCAAUCUUGUCGACAUGUCAGUUAUGCUUAAAGAAGUCAAUUUUCAUUGUCCUAACAUCUAUAAAUGAGUUGAUUUUUGUUACUCACACCCUGCCAGACUUUACUACAAUGAGAAUACACUUUCUUCUGCGAAAGGGGUACAACAGGGAGACCCUCUCAGUCCCCUGCUUUUUGCACUAACGUUACACCCACUUGCCAUCAAGAUUGCAACUAGUUGUGCAUUGGAUUUUCACGCCUGGUACCUCGAUGACGGCACUAUCAGAGGCGAUACUCUGGAAGUAGCAAAGGCUUUGACAAUAUCCAAAGAGAGGGACCUGAGAGAGGCUUGGUUGUGAACAUUAACAAAACUGAGAUCUUUUGUCCUUCGCCUGAUCCCAGAAGCAACAUGGUAGGUGUUUUCCCUUCAACAAUUAGCAGGCUUGUGCUUGGAGUGAAAUUGCUGGGAGGGCCGGUCAGCCAGGAUCAACUAUAUUGUAACAAUAUGGUGGUUAGUAGGGUUGAGAAGACAGUUCACCUGAUGAGCAAAGUACGGAAGCUGAAUGACUCACAAUGUGAGUUAUUAUUAUUAUGCAACUGCAUUGGUGUUUCCAAGCUCUACUUCACGCUGCGUACUACUAACCCUAUGGCCAUCCAAUCUGUGACCUCUCUUUAUGAUCAACACUUAAUCCGUUACUUACGUCAGUUGGUUGUGGGAGAUGGCGCCGGCUUUGGUCCUGUGCAGCAACGAUUGGCCACCUUAUCUAUCAAGUCCGGCGGUUUUGGUGUUUACACUAUGAAAGAUACUGGAAAGUAUUGUUAUCUUGCCUUUUACGCACAAACUCUGCCCUUACAACAUAAUAUUUUAAAGCUUGAUUCUCCUUCAGAACUGAGCACUUGUUAUGAAUAUGCUUUGCAGACAUUUACACAGGCUUUUGGUACUACAGUUUCCAACUUCGAUAUCAGAGACGCUUCCCCCCAGUUUAUGAAGACCUGGGCAGCAAAAUACUUUGAUUUCGUCAAGGAAACCUUACCCUCAAGCUUUCCCUUGAAUGAAAGAGAAGUUAUCUUAUGGCAACACAACAGAGAGAAGCAUGCUAUGGACUUCUUAAAAGCCAUUCCUAUCGCCGGUUUAAAUCAAACUGUUGGGACGAGACAAUUUAGCGUCGUACUUCAAUACCGUUUAGGCAUACCCUUCUUUGAAUCUGAGAGCUCAUGUUCUGUCUGCAGACGGCCAAUGGACCAAUAUGGUGAUCACGCAAUACAUUGUGCAAGUGAAGUGGGUAUCAAAUUUAGGCAUGAUAUGGUUAGGGAUGGUUUUGCUGACAUAUGCUAUAAAGGUGGAGUUUCCGCAAGGAAAGAAGUUUCUUUGGGCUUCCUAACCAACAGUUCCAAAUCUGCGAAACCAGCAGACGUUUUGGUUUAUAAUUGGAUAGAUGGAAAGAUGUUUGCUUCGACGUCACAAGGGUCUCUCCAUUUACAAGUGUUAGAACUCGCUCUUUCACUCCCGGCCAUGCCAUUUCUGCUGUUGUAUCACGCAAGUUGCAUAAAUAUCAAGAAUUGUGCGCAAGGCAUGGUUAUGGCUUCCAGGUUUUAGCCUUUACUUCCUUGGGUGAACUAAGUGAAGACACUGUCAGUUUUCUAAAACGUUUAAGGAAUUGUUUUGUUAGAAAUGACGCCAAUUAUAAAAUUGGUAAUUCACUUUUUCAUAGAAUAGGUAUUAUUAUUAUUCAAAAAGAUGUCGGUACCCAGUUUGUUGCUAGGCUACCCACCAUUUCUUGUAACAUUGAUCUUCCCGGCUGGUGCAUUUAUUUAUUACUCUAAAAUUA
Molecule: messenger RNA, 3991 nt
Organism: Papaver somniferum (opium poppy)
Lineage: Eukaryota; Viridiplantae; Streptophyta; Magnoliopsida; Ranunculales; Papaveraceae
Exons: 4
Coding region: 2572-3759 (395 amino acids)
Source: RefSeq, a predicted model, not a curated record